AUGGCGCGUUACGACUUCUCCGACUUGUAUGAUAAUAAGACCGACAAACUGCUGCCUUGUGAAGGCUGCAAACUGGUCCACUACUGCGGCGCUGCUCAUCAGAAAGAGCAUCAGGUCGAGCACAAGAAGGCCUGUGACGCCAUCAAUAAGAGCCGACAAGUUUUCCAGAACGAGGAGGCAGAAAUUCUAGCACCGGAUAAUGACAGUUACUUUGAUGUCUUUUGUGGCUUUCGGACACAAGCAUACAUUAGAGCACGAAAUGCCGUUGCCGACGCCCUACUCAAGAUCAACACGAGUUAUGCCGUCGAAGCAGCCCUUGAGCACCUGCAGGAGAUGUCACGUCUCUGCCCAGGAGUCAACCUAGGCCAGCGAGAUAUUAUCCCAUUUCUGCUGCUUCGACUCGACCGAGAGCAAGAGUGCUACGACUUCAUCAAGUGGUGGACCAUAAUUGACGACAAAGAGCACUACUACCACAGCCACUACAAUUCUCUCCCUCUAUCGUCUCUGUACCUGCAUGUUCAUGACUCGGAUGUGUUUGAGUCCAUCGACGUGUUUCAUGCGUCCCCGAACCUCAGCCACCUUGUUGCUCUUACCCUGCUCAAGACGCGCCUCUAUCUCGAUUUUGAGGCACACAAUGAUCCCGAUAUAGCGGAAUGGACGCCCGGUCCGGACCGGCCCAUCGGACGACUUGCACGGGCAAGGCUAAGAACCAUGCACCCCACCGAUGUCUCAAUCACGGCCAGGAAACUCAGGGCCCAAUGCCAGCAACUUUCUUACAAGUUAUAUGCCGCGAAUCCGUACAUCUGGAAGGGCCUCCUCAUGGAAGAAACCCCUGCCCUGCCCUCCAUAUAUAGCUUGAGCCAUGGGUCUCAGGAAGAGGCCGACCUCAUACUCUACCAGAGCAAACGUGCCUGGGAUGAAUCCGAAGAUGCUGCUCUUGUAGCUCUUGUGGUCAAGUUGGAGGCCCCCACAUUCAUCCAUGGUCUUCCAGAUACGUUUAAAGGCGUCGUCAGCAACGCACGCACUGAUCACGACAAUAAAAGGCCCCAGAGGUUCGAGCGAAGAAAGGGCACGAGGAACGUGUUCCCAUCCAAGUUCCGGCCUCGAUUCCCGACCUUAUCUCCAGCUGAGCUUUUCCCUCUAACUAACGUGAGCCAUACACCGGCCAAGUGGUUCAUUUCUCGCUCCGAUCCAGACAAGGUGCUCGUAUACGUCGAUGGUGCUUGUUCCCAAAACGAGCAACAGAAACCCCGCGGCGGCUGGGCGGUCGUCUGCGGAGAAUUUGGAACGGGUAGUCAGCCUCACCAAUGUGUCGCAUCUGGCAGGCUCGAGGAGAAAGGCCCGUUCGGGGACGUCAGUGUGGCAACCAGCAAUCGAGCUGAACUGCGAGCGGUCAUCGCCGCGCUGCGUCUGUAUGACUGGGGGCGUAAGGGUUACAAGAGCAUUGUCAUUGCGACUGACUCAUCCUAUGUGGUCAAUGGCGCCACAGGCUGGGUCAAAGGCUGGGUACGGAAUGGGUGGAAGACGCGUACCGGCAAGAAUGUGAAGAACAAGGACCUGUGGGAUAUGUUAUUCGGUGAAGUGGAGAAAUGGAAAGACCAAGGGCAAAGCGUUGCAUUUUGGAAGAUCCCAAGGGAGCUCAAUCUGCGCGCCGAUGCCGCGGCAAAGCGGGCAGCAGCCGACGGGGCAGCCGAGGAGGAGUUCAAAGACGUCCUGCUCAGUCCUACUUAG
Molecule: messenger RNA, 1731 nt
Organism: Thyridium curvatum
Lineage: Eukaryota; Fungi; Ascomycota; Sordariomycetes; Thyridiales; Thyridiaceae
Exons: 2
Coding region: 1-1731 (576 amino acids)
Biological process (GO): DNA replication, removal of RNA primer
Molecular function (GO): nucleic acid binding; RNA-DNA hybrid ribonuclease activity
Source: RefSeq, a predicted model, not a curated record